UAAAAGUUCCGGCAGCGUUUUGCAGCAAGAAUGUUCAUUCGUGUACACAAUUUAACAAAGAGUCUAUUUGGGGAUGCUGUAAGUUUGUUUUUUUUACAUUGUAAGGAAAAAUGUUGCACAAUGGAAUAAUUUACACAAUAACAAACAUGUGACACUUGUAGGAAUUAAUAAUCAAGGAUUGUGUAUGGUUUUUUGACUCCUCCUCUUGACUUCUAACAAGGUGUGGCAUUACUUACUGAAAAACCUUAUAUGUAAGAAAGACACCACUACACCACCACUGUUGUGUUGCUCUGAGCCUGUAUUUUUUGCUGACGGAACAAAUACACACUAGGAAUACGUGUGUAAGAUAAUGAAAAACUUGUGUCACCUCAAACUGAAAAAAAUCUUCUUUAUUUUUUUAGCACUUGCACUUCUUAUCUUUUGUUUUGUCACACUUUUAAGUGUAAAUGAAAGAGAAAGACAGACAAUCAGAGUGUUUGUGAGGCCACGCCUGACAGGACAAUAUGAAAUCAACUGCACAGCAGUAUAUGAAAUGGAACCAGUGGAACUGAGUAAAACUUCAGCCAUUCGCAAGGAAAAAAUCUACGUAGGGCCCACCGAUGAGGCUGUUGUGAAUGCCACGUCUGAUUGUGAUCAAUUUCUGUCACAGGGUUAUGAUGUGAUUCAAGGCUCUGAGUUUGAGCGUGAAUUUCCCCUUGCUUAUUCUUUGGUCGUUCACCAAGAUGCGGCUCUUGUGGAGAGGAUGCUAAGAGCCGUUUAUAUGCCGCAUAACAUUUACUGCAUACACUAUGAUCUGAAGUCUUCGGAUGAUUUCAUUUCAGCAAUGAAAGGUCUGGCCCGCUGCAUCCCCAACGUCUUCAUCGCCUCAAAGCUGGAGAGGGUGCAGUACGCAGGCAUCUCACGACUCAAAGCGGAUCUCAAUUGCCUGUCUGACCUCCUAGAUUCUGAGGUCAAGUGGAAGUACGUUAUCAACCUGUGUGGUCAGGACUUUCCACUGCGGACAAACGCUGAGCUGGUGUCAGAUCUAAAAGAGCUGAAAGGCAAGAACAUGGUGGAGAGCAAGUGGCCUGGAGGAAAGCAGUGGCGAUGGACUUAUCAUCAUUUACUGAAAGAUGAAAAUUCAGAGUACUACGGAACACCUUUCACCACUUCUGAAAUAAAAUCUCCACCUCCUCACAACAUAGACAUGUUUGUGGGCAGCGCAUACUUUACACUCUCAAGGGAAUUUGUGGUUUUUGUUAACCAGAGUUCCCAAGCCAGGGAUUUCCUGGCAUGGUCUGAGGACACAUACUCACCUGAUGAACAUUUCUGGGCGUCUUUGAUUCGUGUGCCUGGAGCGCCAGGGGAAGUGCCAAGUUCUGAUCCUGAGAUCUCAGAACUAGUAAGUAAAACCCGACUGGUAAAGUGGUGGUCUUUAGAAGGGACACAUUAUCCACCAUGCACUGGUGUCCAUGUGCGAUUAGUGUGUAUUUAUGGUGCUGCUGAGCUCAGAUGGCUCCUAGACUACGGCCACUGGUUUGCUAAUAAAGUGGAUCCAAAAGUGGAUCCCAUUCUUAUUGAAUGUUUAGAAGAAAAGCUGGAAGAAAAACGGCUGAGUGCGCAGAGUGGAGUAUAAGGAUUCUCAUUCUGGAGAUCACUAAUAAUGGACGGUUGUUGUAUGUUGUAAGUUAUUCUCUGUCGCCCUCUGCUGUGGACUAAAAAAAUGGCGCAGGAGUUGGUUUAUUAAUGCAUUGUUUACAAUAUUUCAUUGCUUUAAGUUAAAGUAAUACUAAUGAAAUGAAGUGUAAUCACGUUUUCAUUCAUUUUGUUGUCAUUUAGCAGAUCUCCAAAUUUUAACUGAAUUUCUCUUCUGCUCACCAAGCCUGCAUUUAUUCAAUCCAGAAUACGGCAAAAGCAGUAAUAUUGUGAAAUAUAAUCAAUAUAAUCAAAAAUAAUCAUUACUCCAGUUUUCAGUGUCACAUGAUCCUUCAAAAAUCAUUCUAAUAUGCUGAUUUGCUGUUCAAGAAACAUUUAUUAUUAUUAUUAUUAUUAUUAUUAUCAAUAUUUAAAACAGUUGAGUACAUUUCUUUAAGGAUUCUUUGAUGAAUGGAAAGAUCCAAAGAAAGAAAAUAUUUUUAUUUAGCAAGGAUGCUUUAGAUUGAUCAGACGUGAUGAUAAAGACAUUUAUAAUGUUACAAAAGAUUUUUAUUUCAGAUAAAUGCUGUUCUUCUGAACUUUAUAUUCAUCAAAAAAUUUCAAUAAAUAAUAAAUGUUUUUGUGAGCAGCAAGUUAGAAUAUUAGGAUGAUUUCUGUAGAAUCAUGUGACUAGAGUAAUGAUGCUAAAAAUUCAGCUUUGAAAUCACAAAAAUAAAUGACAUUUUAAAAUAUAUUCAAAUAGGAAACAUUUAUUUUAAAUAAAGAUUUUUUCUUUUUUUCUGUACUUUGGAUCAAAUAAAUGCAGGCUUGGUGAGCAGAACAGACUUCUUUAAAAAACAUUAAAAAUGUUACUGUUUAAAAACGUUUGACUGGUAGUAUAGUUGUCAUUUAGAACUUUAUUGUCUGUAUGAAAGUACUUUGUAAAUUAUUUAAAAAAUAUUUAUAAUAAUUAUUAUUAGUUGUUAUUAUUUUGACCCACUGUGACAAAAAUGACCAAUAUGGGAUACUUUUAAAAUGUCUGAAUUGUCUAGCAAAAUAAUGGAAUUAUAAAUUAAUUAUCAUGCAUUUAAGUUCAAGCAACGCUAAAGUUAACACAACUGAAAAAGGAAUUGCAAUAAUGUGUGUAAUAUCUAUUCCCCCACUCUAUCAUCUACAUUUAUGUGCAUUGUUUUACCUUCAUGCAGCAUAUCGUGA
Molecule: messenger RNA, 2829 nt
Organism: Labeo rohita (rohu)
Lineage: Eukaryota; Metazoa; Chordata; Actinopteri; Cypriniformes; Cyprinidae
Product: beta-1,3-galactosyl-O-glycosyl-glycoprotein beta-1,6-N-acetylglucosaminyltransferase 4
Exons: 3
Coding region: 350-1615 (421 amino acids)
Cellular component (GO): membrane
Molecular function (GO): acetylglucosaminyltransferase activity
Source: RefSeq, a predicted model, not a curated record